Messenger RNA from Dermacentor silvarum, 2304 nucleotides. RefSeq lists its product as uncharacterized. The coding region runs from base 1 to 2304 and encodes 767 amino acids. The transcript is spliced from 4 exons. Lineage: Eukaryota; Metazoa; Arthropoda; Arachnida; Ixodida; Ixodidae. The record is from RefSeq and is a predicted model, not a curated record.
AUGCUGCAGAAGUCGGUUAUCCACCGCAAAAGGAAUCACUCUCCCGAUUCUAGCCGGCCAGAUUGGUUCUCUGAGAGCCUGCAAACGCUACUGUCGCAGCCCAACUGCAGGAGGAAGAUGCAGUUGCCAUGUGUGGCCCUUGAAAGAAGCUGCGAUCAUGGGCAUUACAACAACCACACGGUCGGCGACCACAACCUGCACGUCCCGUGCACGAAGUUUGCUGGUUCAAGGUGUCGCUUGCUAAAGCAUCGUCGUGACAUCAACGCAGUUCUCUUGGAUGCUGGCUUGGAGCUGCGCGAAGACAAGCGAAGCAAGAACAACGGUGACGUCUGCAUUGCACUCGUUCGAGCGAGCAUUUGUGGACGCGUCUUCUUCGGCUCACUAAUGGAUUUGCGCAAAAGAAAGGCACUGCGUCUGGUUGAGAAACUUCUCUCCGAGCACAGCUGCAUCACAGCUGUGGAAAUGCACAGCAGCGCGAGGCAACACCUUUCGUUGCUAACAGCGCUGCAACACCAUCGCUUUGUGAGAAGGCUUACUUUCUACGGCAGACUUAAAAAACGUGAUGUGGCAUAUGUGGUCGAGGCGACGAAUUCUAUCUCGCAGGUCGACGAGCUUGCAUUCAAGGCGUAUAAUUUCGAGGCAAAUUUGGGAAUGAACAUGCACAUGUCUGGCUACCUACACCUGCUACAAAUGCACCAUCUCGCGACCCUCGACGUGGCCAACUUGGUAAUGCACCCAGAAGAAGCAAGUCAAGUCAUCCUGGAAUUGACGCUGUCCAGAAUUACCGACCUCGCCGUCGGUGAGUCCGUGUACAGAUGUGGUGAAAAAGGAUCCGGCACGAUAUUCGCCCGGUACCUCGCCAAGAACGACUGCUCGUUGACAAAACUCACCCUGCAGUCAAACAACCUUCGUGGCAGUGGCAGCGAUAACCUUCCUAUGACCUUAAUCAGUGCUUUGUGUAGGAUGACUACGUUGGAGGAACUCAAUGCCGACAUUAUAAUGAAAGAUGAGAACUUCAUGGCUACCUUCGCCCUCUUCGCCGAAAUAGUUGCACGGAACGCCACUCUGCGCCGCCUGAGGCUGCCUUCCACGGACUGCGAAUACUGCUCGUUAGACUGGAUCCCAGCGGCCCAACCACCGCACCCCGAUUCCGCAAAAUACAUGGAGCCGUGGCUCACCGCUCUGCGCAAGCCGAACUCGGCGCUCGUUGCGCUUUGCGUUCACUUGCGCUGCUUCGCAGAAGCAGAGUGCUGCGCUUUCUUCCACGCCCUCGCAGACAACGACACCCUGAACUUAGUCACAGUCUCUUCCAUGGCCCUUGUCGGCAGUGUUCACAACGUCUGUAGAACAAUAAGAGAGAGCGGCCUGUCCGAUAGAGUUAUCAUCACCGACCAUCACGUGAACCUUGCGGACGUAACAGAUUUGCCCCACUGCCCAGAAAUCAGUGGCGUAAACAUCGAACCGAGCCAUUUUCUCUUCGAGGAAGACAACAUGGAGCGACUUUGCUCGGCGUUUGAAGUGCUCAGUCACUGCAAACACGUGACGUCACUUGAUGUUGGGUGCUACUGUUUCGAUCGCACGGCUUUCUCCGCCUUGACAACGUGUAUUCGAGGCCAUCCUGCGCUCACGGACGUUGCGAUAAACCUGGAUUAUUAUUGGACCCAAAUGACAGAAGAGGAGUACACGGAUGUUGAAACCGAAUUGUUCUCGGCGCUGGCAUCCAACCCAAAUCUCGUCAAAAUCAGCGUCGUGGGAGCGAUCUUGUCCGCCGACAACUUUAACCUCCUCUCGGAUGGUUUUCGCAGCAGUCGGAGCCUUAUCAAAUUUCGCCUGACUCCAAGCUGUAUUACUGGUGCGAUGCACGAUGACGAGUGUUCCUGGCAUCUGGUCCUGCGGUGGAAUGAAGCAAGCAACUCCAUGAACACCGGGGUAGCUGGUAUGCAGGAAUGCACCACAAGGAACGAUUCCCUCGUUCGGGCGGCCAUUCAUUUUGUCCUCGGCGAGCGAGACGAUGUCAAGGGCGCUCGAGCCAUCGAACUGGUACACGACCACCCGAGAGUCCUCGAACGAAUCUGGAAGCGUGCUGCUGUAACCAAGACCGAAGCCACGAAGAUGAUCGCAAGCGCCCUCUGGCGCGUCCGCUACUGCAACGUCCACGAAUUCAUGAGACUGGCCGGAGUCGUGAAGAAUAAUGUGCAGUGUCUGGACAAACCCACAGUCGAGCUGCAGCUUCUCGACAUCAACGAUUAUUGCUGGCUGCGCAUCCGAAGCUUCUUAAAGAUAGAUGACGUUGUGGAAGUUUGA